This is a messenger RNA of Lipotes vexillifer (Yangtze River dolphin), 2219 nucleotides long. It is a transcript of the gene GAS2, whose product is annotated as growth arrest specific 2. Gene Ontology annotation, molecular function: microtubule binding; cytoskeletal adaptor activity; actin filament binding. NCBI's taxonomy places the organism in Eukaryota, Metazoa, Chordata, Mammalia, Artiodactyla, Lipotidae. The record is from RefSeq and is a predicted model, not a curated record. Gene Ontology annotation, cellular component: actin filament. The coding region runs from base 307 to 1248 and encodes 313 amino acids. The transcript has 8 exons. Gene Ontology annotation, biological process: actin crosslink formation.
AUUUUACUUCCGCUCGGUCUAUGUGGACUGAUGAAAUGUAGGAAAUCUGUUUCUGGCAGGGGGAAAAAAUCGUUUUCCCAAACAGCACCGAGAGGAGCCAUCAGAGAAGUAUGAAGAGGGGCAGCGCGGCUGGAGCUGCUGCCGCUGCCGCCGGGCUGGUGGGGUGCGGAGAGCGGCUGCCGCAGGACCCGCGCCGUGAGGGGGCCGGCCCCGAGACGCUGCAGGAGCCGAGCCGGGAGCCCCGGUGCCCCUGAGAGCCGCCAGCAGCCCAGCUCCGGACGCGGGGGUAUUACAAGUGGAUAAAUAAUGUGCACUGCUGUGAGCCCAAAGGUACGCAGUGGACCUGGCCUCUCUGAUAUGCAUCAGUAUAGCCAGUGGCUGGCCAGCAGACAUGAAGCUAAUUUGCUACCGAUGAAAGAAGAUCUGGCCUUGUGGUUAACCAAUCUGUUAGGGAAGGAGAUUACGGCAGAAACUUUUAUGGAGAAAUUGGAUAAUGGUGCCUUGCUCUGUCAACUUGUAGAAACUGUGCAGGAGAAAUUCAAAGAGAGCAUGGAUGCUAACAAGCCCGCCAAGAAGCUGCCCUUAAAGAAGAUUCCAUGCAAGGCCAGUGCACCCUCAGGAUCCUUUUUUGCCAGAGACAAUACAGCAAACUUCUUAUCCUGGUGCCGAGAUUUAGGGGUAGAUGAAACAUGUCUGUUUGAAUCGGAAGGUUUGGUCCUCCACAAGCAACCCAGAGAAGUGUGUCUCUGUUUGCUGGAGCUUGGCCGGAUUGCAGCCAGGUAUGGUGUGGAGCCUCCUGGUUUGAUAAAGUUGGAAAAAGAAAUUGAACAAGAAGAAACACUCUCUGCCCCUUCUCCUUCACCUUCUCCUUCAUCAAAGUCUUCUGGAAAAAAGAGUACGGGAAACUUACUGGAUGAUGCAGUGAAACGGAUUUCUGAAGAUCCUCCUUGCAAAUGCCCGAGCAAGUUCUGUGUGGAGAGGCUCUCGCAAGGACGAUACCGAGUGGGAGAGAAGAUCCUCUUCAUUAGGAUGCUGCACAACAAGCAUGUCAUGGUCCGUGUGGGAGGAGGUUGGGAAACUUUUGCAGGGUAUUUGUUGAAACACGACCCCUGCCGGAUGCUGCAGAUCUCCCGUGUGGAUGGCAAGACAUCCCCCAUCCAGAGCAAAUCUCCAACCCUCAAGGACAUGAAUCCAGAUAAUUACCUGGUGGUCUCUGCCAAUUAUAAGGGAAAGAAGGAAAUUAAAUGAAACUAGUUGGUCACUACAAGGGGACUCUCAUAAUGGCCUGUAUCCACAUCUCCAGUAGUCAGUUUAGUUCACAUGCUCUGAAAAUUACUUUGGAAAAAUACAUAACAGGUAGAAAGAUGUCAUCAUGUUGAAACAUGCUCAAAGAGUAGCACUAUUUAUUUUGAAUGCUUCUGUAGAAAAUGACCUAUUAAAAGAAAUUAUCAACUCAGAUUUAAAUUAGACAAAUUGUAGGCAAAUCACUGUUUCUCAAUAUGUGAACAUGGUAUUUAGAACACAAUACUAGCAAUACAAUUCUAGCUAAAGAUAAAAAUUAUUAGAAGAAAAUAGGAUUUACAGUUAAGUCAACAGAAAGUGCCUGCCUAAUGUGUACAGAAUAACAACACCCCAGACAUUUUUUAUAAUUGCAGGAUUUUUAAGCUGAUUUUUAAAAAAUGACAAUUAGUGUGAUGAUGUGCUACUAAAAAUAUCCAACAGCACUAUAAAUUAAAGUACAGUGUAUCUACGACAGUAAUACGUUACUGGAAAGGCCACUUCAGAAAAGUUUACAUUCACUUGGAAGAAUGCCUUAAAGUUUAUCCCUUAUCUCUGAACAAACACCUGGGGCACUUUGGGAAGUUUUCACUGCACCCCUUAGAGAAUGGCUUAUGAGUUGUUUACACAUUCCUAGACAAGUGGCUGUGUUGAGACUGAGUGUAAUUCACACACAUAAGCUGACAUACGUUUAUAUUUUGAAAGAGUAAAUUGUACAGUCAAAUGUCCAUUGACUUCACGUUAUUUCAAAGCAUUUUCUUAUUAUAUCUUUAGUUAAUCCAACUUUGCUGUGCUGUCUAGUAAAGUAAUUUCACUGUAGCUAAUAAUGUUACAGACUUAUGUAUACCCUUGUAUACCUAGGACAGGGCUGUUUUGUACCCAUAAACAGCAAAAUAUUGUCCUCACUGAUUGAAGAAUUAAAAAGAUGUUAAAAAAUUUUA